This is a messenger RNA of Salarias fasciatus (jewelled blenny), 1168 nucleotides long. RefSeq lists its product as uncharacterized. Bases 57 to 707 code for a protein of 216 amino acids. The transcript has 5 exons. NCBI's taxonomy places the organism in Eukaryota, Metazoa, Chordata, Actinopteri, Blenniiformes, Blenniidae. The record is from RefSeq and is a predicted model, not a curated record.
GUCAGGAGCGACUGUGCUGCCGCUACAGGUCCGUCCAUGCUUCUCGUGUCCACACCAUGGAUCCGCUCCUGCUCAUCACCACCUGCGCGCUGAGCUCAGUGUCGCGUGCUCGACCCUCCACAGGUGAAUGGAUCAAGGAUGUCAGGGUGAAGGAGCGUGGAGAUAUCAUCCUUUGCUGUGACUCAGGAACCAAUACCAACCUUGAAAAUGAGACCCUGGACCUCAGGAGAUACAUCAACUCCACAACUUAUAAAUAUCUCGCUAUCUGGCAUCAUGAUGAGCCGGAGCAACAUGAUACCAGAGCUUCUAUCAGCCUGAAUGACCCGAGGUCCGGUGUGGCGACGACAAACAUCAGCAACGCUGCUCUGUCUGACAGCGGACUACACCAAAUCUACAGUCCAAGUCUCAAGUUCUCCUGUUGGUUUAAUGUCAUCGUCGAGCGCAGAGAGACGGGUUCGAUCCAGAACGUUUCCAGCACCGCCGGUCCUCCGAGCAGCACCACCAGUCCAGCAGCUUCUGCUGCUGGAGGACCAAACCCCUGGCUCAUCGGCGCUGCUGCUCUGCUCAUCGUCGCUGGAGGAGGCUUCCUGGAUCUUGAAGAAGCGUGGCGUCCGCCUGCCGUGUCUCGAGAUUUUCAACCAGUCCAGAAAGGAGGAGAGUCCAGUAGAGAACCAGGAAAUGAUCGUCCUGAACAUCCCAGCAGGUGAAGAAGAUGAAGACCGAGAGAAGGAUGAAGAUGAGCAGACGACCCCUCCCAGCUCCCCAAAUGGAAACGUCCCAGCUUCAGUGUGGUCUGCAGAGGACCGCAGGUCUGGGAUGAGCGAGACCAGAUGAUAAAAGCUUUUACCUUCUUAUUUUUGUCCUUUUAAAUUUUUCUCUUUUCAUCUUCUUUUCCUACACAUGCAUAUUUACAUACGCAUCCGGCAAUGAAGAACGCUUGCUGCUCUUAGGAUCCUGUGAAGGUGAAGGAUCCUGUCUGAGAUCGGAAUGUACUGAGAGGGGGCGGUACUACGUCAUAGAGGAUUGAUGACAGGCUAUUUUACCUACCUCGGCAUACACAUUGCCACUCACACACACACAUACGCACUCACACACAAUCACACACGUUCAUUUUUUGGUGAUAUGAUGAAAUCAUAUCAAAGGGGGGAACUGUUAGGGAUAUACUUUA